Messenger RNA from Echinops telfairi (small Madagascar hedgehog), 784 nucleotides. RefSeq names its product leucine rich repeat containing 39 (gene LRRC39). Gene Ontology annotation, molecular function: protein binding. The transcript is spliced from 5 exons. The record is from RefSeq and is a predicted model, not a curated record. Lineage: Eukaryota; Metazoa; Chordata; Mammalia; Afrosoricida; Tenrecidae. The coding region runs from base 73 to 735 and encodes 220 amino acids.
CUGAGUGGUAUCUGUGACUCAGAUACUCUGAACCUCGUGAAGCUGCCGACUCUGCGGCCAUGUGGAAAAACCAUGGCAGAAAACGCAGUUUGUACUGGGGCUGUCAGUGCUGUAAAAGAAGUUUGGGAAAAGAGAAUAAAGAAACAAGAUGAAGACCUGAAGCGAGACAAAGAAUUUAAACAGAAGCUAGUGCGGAUCUGGGAAGAGAGAGUUUGUUUAGCCAAACUAAGAGAAAAGGUCACCACAGAAGAUGGGAGAGUUAUUUUAAAGAUAGAAAAAGAAGAAUGGAAGACCCUUCCUUCUUCUCUACUGAAACUGAAUCAGCUACAGGAAUGGCAGCUUCAUAGAAUUGGUUUGUUGAAAAUUCCUGAAUUUAUUGGAAGAUUCCAGAAUCUGAUUGUUUUAAAUUUAUCUCGAAAUACAAUUUCAGAGAUACCUCGAGGAAUUGGACUUCUCACUAGACUUUUGGAAUUGAAUCUUAGCUACAACAAAAUUAAGACUGUCCCCCAGGAACUAAGCAACUGUGCCAGCUUGCAGAAACUAGAACUUGCUGUUAACAGAGAUAUCUGUGACCUUCCACAAGAGCUCAGCAAGCUGUUAAAUCUUACUCACCUUGAUUUGAGUAUGAACCAAUUCACUACGAUUCCUCCUGCGGUGUUGAAUAUGCCUGCCCUUGAGUGGCUUGAUAUGGGAAGCAACAGACUUGAACAACUUCCUGACACUAUAGAAAGGUAAAACAAAUAACUUUCUAUGCUACCAAAAACUGUCUGAUAAUCAGCUAUGG